Messenger RNA from Pieris macdunnoughi, 1860 nucleotides. The record is from the annotation of a GenBank genome assembly. Lineage: Eukaryota; Metazoa; Arthropoda; Insecta; Lepidoptera; Pieridae.
AUGGGAUUAUUAUUUCGACCCCAUACGUAUCACCGGCUUUUCAGAAAACGUAUUGGAAUAUGUUUUAAAAGAACCUGCCAUGCAGCUCCAAAGAAAGAGAACAAUUUAGAUUUGCUAAAUUCCUUUAACCAGGAUAUUAAAACAGGUGGGGUCAUACCAGUUUUCCGUAGAGCACUUUUGUUCCCAUCCAGAGUCGCAGUCCAAGAUGACUCUGGAACAUUUACCUAUGCUGGACUAUAUCAUGCGGCAAACGAUCUUAGUAGGGACAUUGCAGCACAGCUAUUGGGUGAAACAGAAAGGACUAUUGGAUACCUGUGUGGCAACAAUGUUUCACAUGUCAUUACACAGUGGGCAAUUUGGAUGACAGGAAAUAUAGCUGUUCCAUUAACACCUAUACACCCACCAGAAAUGUUAAAAUACUUCAUAACCGAUAGUGAUGCUGGUCUAGUCAUAUGUACAAAGGAACAUGAAAAUUUACUUAGACCAGUCACAUCUGAACUUUCAAAGCCAUUAUUAGUGUCAGAUCGAGAUAAGGAUAAAGAUGAAAUACCAAAGCACUGGAAACCAGAGACUGGUCUAGGGGAAACAGGACCAACAAAUUUAUGGUAUGGUGGAAAAGAUGCUAUGCUGAUUUAUACUAGUGGCACAACCAGCAAACCAAAAGGGGUAGUCUGGACGCACAGGAUGCUGGCAACCCAGAUUGCAGCUUUACAUAGUGCAUGGCAAUAUUCUGCAAGCGAUGUUGUGUUACACACGUUGCCACUGCAUCAUAUACAUGGACAGCUCAAUUCCUUGAAUGCCACAUUAGCUGCUGGGGCCAGAAUUCGUAUGCUGCCGUCGUUCACGUCACACACUGUCUGGUCCCAUCUUCUGGGCAAAGGAUCCGAAGAAGCCCGUAUCUCGGUGUUCCACGGAGUGCCGGCCAUGUACGCGCGAUUGGCGGCCGACCACUCCGCUCUGUUCACGGACAAUAACACCGUGGAGUACGUCCGGAACACCUUGAGUAAGAUGAGACUGAUGUGUGCUGGAUCGGCCCCUCUGCCCGAGACGCUGUUCAAUAAGUGGGAGGAGAUCUCCGGCCUUCGCUUACUCGAGCGCUACGGUAUGUCCGAAGUGGGAAUGGCCCUGAGCAACCCGUACCGACCCCUAGAGAAGAGGCGAGUGGGUUGCGUCGGAACACCGCUCCCCGGGGUGUCGGCCCGGAUCGUGGCCCCGCGGGACGAGGACCUCGAGCCUUUGGUCACGGUGGAGAGUCGAGCACCAGACUUACAGAUAUCACUGGAGAGACUAGGUAUAGCCGGGAGCCUCCUGGAAAACGAGGACAGGGGAGAAGCGAAAGUGACCGUGCACGAGGAAGCCGAUGGCGCUUUUGAAGGCGAAUUACUUCUGAAGGGACCCAACGUGUUUACCAGAUAUUGGAACCGAGCGCCGACCCUAGACGGCGCCGACUUCACGAGAGACGGCUGGUUCCGAACGGGAGACGUGGCGUCCUUCUCGGACGGGUCGUUUAAAAUUCUCGGCCGGUCUUCCGUGGACAUCAUCAAAACGGGGGGUUACAAGGUGAGCGCCGUGCAAGUGGAGUCGGCCGUUUUGGAACACCCCAGCGUGGCGGACGUGGCGGUUCUGGGGAUCGAGGACGACAGCUACGGGGAGAUCGUCUCGGCCGUGGUCCAGUUGAAAGAGAACGAGAGCGUGUCGCUCCAACAGUUGAAGGACGUCGUCGGAAAGAAGUUGGCUCCUUACCAGUUGCCCAGGACCAUGUUGACGGUUGAGAAAAUGCCGAGAAACGCGAUGGGGAAGCUGGACAAGAAGGAGAUCAGGCGACUCUUCGCGAAAGAUUUGGUUUUUAAGAGAUCCUAG